CACCUGCUUCAGACGCCCCAAGGAUUAUUAUAGGCUAAAAAAAUUUUCGAUGUAUGAAGGGGGCGUGACACCUCCCAUACAAACCGAAUUUUUCAUACCGAAUAUCUCUAGAAAUGUUCACGGUAGAGUACUGGAACUUGGUGUGGAGAUAUAUGAAAUUAAUCUUAAACUCAUUGAGAAAAAUUGGCUAUUUGAAAAGAGGGCGUGACGCCGUACAAACGUAUAUAUAAUUCAUCUGUAGGUGUUUUUGUGAAUGAAAUCCAUCUUAAUGCUCGAACGGGUUCUAACGAAGUUUUUUGUGUGUUUUUGAGUAACUCUCUGGAUAGUGUAGUUUCGAUUUUUUCAGUUAUCUACCGGAAAUCUCUUGCACUAUAUGAGUCAAAGCCAUGUUUGUGGAAAAAUUAUGAAAUUUUGGCACGAAUCAUUUCGGUCUUCUUUGCUGGUAUGUUAUGUGCUUCGAGCCAUUUUUAGCCACAGCAAUUUUUUUUAGAUCUUUUUAGUCCUUUUUUAAAAGGGAUUUGGCUACCACUAAAAAUGAUUCGCGGCAACACUAGUUGGGACACACCCGUUCCUAAUUCUCAUCAGAUAAGUUGUGAGUGUCACCAUUCCAGAGAGAAGCAAAUGAUUUCUAAACUCAUAGCAAUAUUAUGAGCUUUAUAUCGCCAAGUUCAACUAGUUCAAGACCACUGAUAAGUGUUGUGUGUUUCAUUUAAUCUUUUUAUAGUGGCAGAGAAAUACAAAACAACUUUCUCGGUUGGAAGUCGUAUUUAUUAUGUAUUACAUUUUUAACAUGCAUUUUUAGAAAGUGAUUUGGUAGUAUUUAUUUGCAGUUUAACGACAAAAAAAUAAACUAUUUCUUCAGAUUUGAUCAAAAUGCUAAGGACAUGGUUUCAAACUUUGCCGACGCGCGGUAAAAGUUCAAUUUACGCAUCUUACCGGAUACUUCGAUUGCGGCGUUUAAAUUUCAUACAAUCAUACCUUCCACAAUAUCGGUUAGUUAGUACCCAAAAUACCAAGCCCGCUGAGAAAAAAAGUAGAGUUUUUUACGCACUAUUAGCUUUAGGAGGUGCUGUGGCUGGCUUUGCUCUGUACGAACACAAAUAUAAAUUGUUUAAUGUGAAAUUCAAUGAAAUCAACACUACGAGCGAACUAAACUCAGAAGUCAAUGAUGAAAAACCCAGUUGGCAUACAAAACCACGCCCGGAUUUACCUACCUAUAAAACAAUCGAUGUUCAAAAUCACAGUACUAUUGAGAAUCGCGUAUGGGUUACCUAUGGGGUCGGCGUAUAUGAUAUAACAGAAUUUAUUGCUAAGCAUCCAGGUGGUGAAAAGAUUAUGUUGGGGGCCGGCAGUGCAAUCGAUCCAUUUUGGGCUAUUUAUCAGCAACACAAUAAUAAAGAAAUUUUAACGCUUUUAGAGCUUUAUAGAAUUGGCAAUCUCUCCCCUGAAGAUGAGGUCAGCACAAACGACAUGGGUUCACCAUGGGCUAAUGAGCCUAAACGUCAUCCUAUCCUAAAGCCAGCAUCAAUUAGACCGUUCAAUGCUGAGCCGCCAUUGAAACUUCUGGGAGAACAUUUUUUUACUCCCAAUGAAUUUUUCUACAUUAGAAAUCAUUUACCAGUUCCUAUUUUAGACAUAAAGGACUACGAGCUGGAAAUUGCUAUUGAAACUACCAAGUCGGGUACUGCAGAACAGGUCAAAUCAUUUACAUUUAAUGAUAUUAAGAGAAUGCCGAAGUAUACGGUCACUGCCGCAAUAAUGUGUGGAGGUAACCGACGUUCUGAAAUGACGACGGUGAAGUCCGUGAAAGGUCUUUCUUGGAACGCAGGAGCAGUGGGUAACGCAACUUGGUCCGGGGUCCGUUUGAGAGAUGUUCUACUUGAAAUGGGUGUUAAGCCCAAUGAAAACCUACAUGUGGUAUUAGAAGGUGCCGAUCUCGAUCCAACUUCACAUCCUUACGGUGCAUCCAUCCCACUUUCGAAAGCAAUGGACGAACGAGGAGAUGUGUUACUAGCGUAUGAAAUGAAUGAUCAACCGCUCAGCCGAGAUCAUGGAUUCCCUUUGCGGUGUAUCGUUCCUGGUACAGUUGGCGCCCGCAACGUGAAAUGGCUUUCUCGUAUUGCAGUGUCUGAGAGCGAAUCUAGUUCGCAUUGGCAGCAGAAUGAUUAUAAAGUAUUCAGCCCAAGUACGGAUUGGGAUACUGUCGAUUUUUCCAAAGCACACGCCAUUCAAGCAAUGCCCGUCACUUCAGCGAUUUGUACACCAGCAGAGGGUGAGGAAGUAAAAAUACCAGUUAAUGGUUGUCUCACAGUACAGGGAUAUGCGUGGUCAGGUGGCGGCCGUCGCAUCCUGAGAGUUGAUUUGACUAUAGAUCAGGGCAAAACAUGGCAUGUUGCAGCUUUGGAUCAGGAGGAUCUACCCGACGGGCGCCAUUAUGCUUGGUCACUAUGGACUGCGCGAAUCCCAAUUGAUAAGAUAACGGCACAAGAAAUCGAAAUUUGGGCCAAAGCUGUUGAUUCCGCAUAUAAUGUUCAACCAGAAACGGUUGCAAAUAUCUGGAACUUACGUGGGGUGUUAGCAAACGCUUACCAUCGUAUAAAAGUCAAAAUCAUACAAUAAUUUACACGAGAAAAUAAAAAAGAACCUAAACGGCACUCUAAGCCCAGCCUAAAUCAGCUUAUUUAAUGGUAUCCGGACGUUAAUUUCGCCAGAGAUCGACGGAUCUUACGAGGCAGCUGAAGCUUUUUCUUUGCAAUGAGUUGAACUCCGAUGACGGCAUCCACGGGGCGAGAACAGGUGAAGGCGGUGGUAAUCCCUCUGUGAAUAUUUUUGAUUGCCUGUUUGUACAGCGUCGGGUCCAAUGAUUGUCGGAUGUAGUCCUCAAUCUCAUCCUUCAGUUCAUAGAGGUGCUUCUGCCUACAAGGUGGCCCAUUUCCAGCAUGGGCAUAAAUUCAGUUCCCCAGACAGUGAGCAUUAGGGUCACGCUGUGAGGGUGCUGUUCAGGCAUCAUCACAAGUGAUAUCGUUACUGUCUGUAGCGCGGUGUGAUGGCAGGUCAAGCGUAAUAUUAUAUAGAAUCUGCCAACCAACUACCUUAUAUGGUGCCAACAAUGGUUCUUUGACUUUGCCAAAAGUGCUGCCAAUGUUAAGCUACUACUGGAAAAGUUUCACUCUCCCUUGCUGGACUAUCUAGGUCAAGUCAAAAAACGGAGACCCCAGAAGUCGCAUUUUGCUCCAAGACAGCAUGGGUUAGUAGAGAAGAAAAUUAACUGUCUCUUCCGGACGAUAGUUCAUUAAAGCAUGAGAUAUUCAUCUUUAAU
This is a messenger RNA of Rhagoletis zephyria (snowberry fruit fly), 3319 nucleotides long. RefSeq names its product sulfite oxidase (gene shop). Lineage: Eukaryota; Metazoa; Arthropoda; Insecta; Diptera; Tephritidae. The record is from RefSeq and is a predicted model, not a curated record. Gene Ontology annotation, cellular component: mitochondrion. Gene Ontology annotation, biological process: sulfur compound metabolic process. Gene Ontology annotation, molecular function: heme binding; molybdopterin cofactor binding; molybdenum ion binding.